Molecule: messenger RNA, 5042 nt
Organism: Drosophila obscura
Lineage: Eukaryota; Metazoa; Arthropoda; Insecta; Diptera; Drosophilidae
Gene: mura
Product: homeobox protein 2
Exons: 9
Coding region: 809-4648 (1279 amino acids)
Source: RefSeq, a predicted model, not a curated record
UGGUGCCCUCGAUGGUUUGACACCUCUAAAAAGCAUACAUACAAUAUUUUAUUGCUGGUUUUGGUGGUAAAUUUGCAUUUUUAACGGCCGUGGCCAGACGUGCUCCCGCUUCUUUAACACACACGUCUCUCAAUGAAUACCGAUCAUCAAGUGUUUUUUUGACUCGUAUAUCCACAUGUAAAAACAAACCGAUACUGAAAUAUCAACAACUAAAACCGAAAUGUAUACUAAAUACAUACUAUGUACCACAUAAGACCGCCAUUGCCGUUGCCGUUGACAUUGUCAUUGCUGUAUCUGUAUCUCAAUCUCACUGACCAACUACCGCAAAGCGUAAUUGCAAAUGCAAACUGCAAACUGAAAACAAAAAACUGCACACACCUCAACCUCUACUCAACCUGUACUCAACUCAACUACUCAACCCAAAGCUCAAGCUGACUAGCCAACUUAUAUAUGUAUACGUAUAGUCCUUGUACUGCCUACGAAACCAAAACCAACCAACAAACCUCUCAACCAACCAAAAAAUCAACAACCAACCAAUCUAUCAACCGUCUACUGCAACUGGCGACAGAACGGCUUUAGUUUGCUGCGUAAAUAUAGAAAAAACAAAGGUGGUGUUACAAGUCGAAAAACAGUAAGAACAAGAGCUGCCACAGCAGCAGCAACAGAGGCAGAAGCAGACGCAGCGCAUCGCAUUCAAGUACAAGUAAAAGUAAGUGGGGAAUAGGUCAGGUCGACUCGGAAUCGGAAUCCACUGCACGGCGUCGCUUGACUAUCGAGGAGCCAGAAGCUCUGCGAGCAGCGCAGCGCCAUGCUCAACUCCAAUGCCAAUGGUGGCAACGGCAACGGCAACAACAACAUUAACAACAAUCAUGGGGCCAGCAGUCGUCGGCCAUUCUCCCGCAACUCCUCCUCGGCCCGCUCACAUCGCGGCGGCGGAGGUGGCGGUGGCCGCAUGCUCUACUCGCCGCAUCCGCAUCCACAUCUCCAUCCGCACCCCCAGCAACAGUCCCAGCAGCAGCUGCAGCUACUGCAACAGCAGCGGUCAAACAGCAACAGCCUCCUGCCGGGUCACAGUCCCUGGUGCAAUGUCAAUGUGAUGGGGCGUGGCAAUGAAACAGGCGGAAACAACCUCAACAACAUCAACAGCAGCAACAACAAUGCCAACAAUAACAAAGAUGCAAUCGACGGCCGAAACUCAAAUUGCGAUGUACAAACAAGUAAUUCUAGCGGAACUUGUAUUUAUAACAAUAGCAAAGCGCAUCAUCAUCACCACCACAGCGGCCACAGUCAAGGUCACACCACCACCAACACAACCACAACCACUCAUCACCAGCACCCUCAGUCUCCAUCUCAGUCUCAGUCCCAGACACUGCCACUGCCACUGCCACAGCCCCACCCGCAUUCGCAUCCGCAUCCGCAUACUUACUCUGCCCCACCUCAGUAUAACAGCUACCGUCCCCCAUCAAACGCGUACCCAACAUACUCACCAAACGGAAGUAGCAAUACUCACCAUAACCAUAACAGCAGCUCGAGAACAGCCACACAACAGAACCACCACAGCAGUCGAGGCCACAAUAACCCGAUUCCCAAUCCAAAUCUGAAUCCGAAUAACUGUAGAAACUAUUACGACAUUUGCCAUACCAGCGGGGCACAAACCCACACAUACGGCUCCAUGUCCGUGUCCGUGGUCCGACUGAAUCCCGCCCGCUUGUGUCUGACAGUUGGCCCCGCAUCGGAUCCUUCGCCCCCGCCACCCAGUCAACGGCACUCGCCUCUCGUAGUGUCCUUUGCCACUAGUCCUAUCAGUCCUGCCAGUCCCAGUCCCAGUCCCCAUCCACAUCCACGUCCCAACGAUCAUGGGCCAUGCCAUCGUGGGCAGAGCAGCCUUAAUCAUUUCGUGCCCACUCGUAGUCAGAAUCAGAAUCAGACACAUGCCCAGCAGCCUCCUCCCCAUCCCCAUCCACAUCCACAUGCCCAUCAAUAUCAUCAGCAAAUCCCACAUCAGAACCAACACAAUCCACACCACAAUCAGCCACAGCAACAGACUAAUCGCCAAUCCCUCCCGCUAACACGAACGAAUUCGAAUUCAAAUUCAACAAACGCAACAACUUUCAAUUCAACCAAUCCACAAACAACAAAUAGUAAUCCUACUGAUGUUGUGAAUGUAAAUUCUUGUACCGAUAUAAUUCCUUAUGGGUCGUCUUCGUCGUCAAUGCUGCCUCAACAACAACAUCAAAUUAAUAUUGCAUCCGCACCCAUCAAUAGCCACAACCAGGGACAGGGAUCCUCCUCCGGACCCAGUCACAGUCACAGCCACCACCAGCGCGGGUACAACAACAACAACAACAAUAACAAUCGCGGUGGCAAUGUCAACGGAAUCAACAUCAACGGCAGCAACAACGGUAUUGGUAACAGCAACGGCAACGGAAUCGCUAACGGUAACGGUAACGGUAACGUGAAUGGACCGCCCGAUUACAUGAACUAUCGUCGUGGGGGAGGCGUGUGUCCAGCACUGUCGAGGGACUACUCCGGCAAUGGACACAACCACAACCGUCGCCACAUGACCGAUAAUCAUCUGAACAAUGCAUCCGCAUCCAUGAACAGUCACAACAAUCCCGGCCACCACCAGCGCAACAGCUACAAUGAGAGGAAUCUAAGCAAUAACAAUAACCACUUUGGCAACCAGGAUCAAGGUGGUCCCGACCAUCGAGCCGAGGGUUCGUCGUAUAACUUUAUGCGCAAUGGCGGAGGCCCAGGCACCAACGGCUAUGGUCGAAACGGAUCCCAUUAUCAGCAUAUGGGCAAUGGCUAUGGAAACAACAACAUCAUCAACAACAACAACAACAACGGUGCAUCUACAUCAACAGGUGGUCCGGGUCUAAUGGGUGAAAUGCCUUCUGGCUCUGGGCUAUCGGGCUCAACCCUCUCGCUCAACAACGGGCCUGUGGGCCUCAACUCGGACAGUCCCUCGCGCAAGCGUCGCCGCAUCUCGGGCCGACCGCAGGGUGGUGCACAGCAGCCCCCGCACCGAUGCCUUCUUGCCCAGAUGCAGCAGGGAAGUCCGCCACUGCGUCGGCCGCGGUUGCGGGAUUUGGCCACCUCCACGGGGCAGCAGCAAUACGCCCAGCAGAUCCACCAGCCGCAGCAGCAGCCACCCAACUACCACCAGCUGCACCACCAUCAGCCGCAGCACUAUGCGGCCCAGCAGCAGCAGCCACCGCAUCCGCAGCGCUCCCCUUGGGAGUUGGGCGGCAAUGGAGCGAUGCCGGGAGGCAAUGCAGGCGGCGGAGGACCUUCGAGCAGCUCGGUGGGGACUAUACUGCAGCAGGUGCAGGCAGCGCCACAGCCGCCCAGCCACCAGCAGACGGUGGGCUAUGCGCCAGCGCCGCCGUCCGCCUCAUUGAUGGUGGACCUCAAUCUGAACCAGGUGCCCGUUAGCUUGGCCCUGCGCCAGGAGCCUUUCUGGGCCUCCUUCUGCACCUACCCGAUGCCAGCACAGGCACGCCUGGCCCCAUGCCACCUCCACGGCGUCUACACGCAGCCCUUCCCCGCUGCCCCACCCGGUCUGGCCGCCGCCACGCCCAUGCAGGUGACCCAGGUGCCGACGCCCACGCAGAUGGCCGCCGCAGCGGCCGCUGCCCAGCACAUGCUGGCCCAGGCCACGCUGACGGCCCAGCAGCAGCAGCGAGACGUUGCCGCCAUUGCUGUGGCCAACUUGACUCCCAUUGACCCGCCGGGUGCUCACCACAUGGACGGUCACCAUGCAGCAGGCGCCGGACAAGCCCCGGGACCGCAUGCUCACCCCCACGCCCAUGCCCACGCCCAUCCGCAUCCACACCAGCUGCCGCCCGGCAUUCACAUCACGCCCAUUAGCGGGGCUGCAGCGGCGGCGGCGGCCAGUCACCACUUACAUUCCACGGCGGCAGCGGCCGCAGCCGCUGGGCAACUGUCACAGAUGUCGGCCGGACCGCAGCAGAUCAUCAUCUCAUCGGAGCGACGUACAUUCCCGCCCCAUCGGCGCAUACCGCGCUUCUGGCCCGCCAACCAUGGACACCGGCAUGUUCUUCCGCCGCAGUCACUGGCCGCCCAUCAGGCGCCCGUGCAAAUCCAGACAACGGCCGGUAUCAUCAAUCCGGGCUUCUUGCUCAACUUCCUGGCCAUGUUCCCGCUGUCGCCAUACAACGGACACGAUCUGAGCUCCGGGGACACCAACGAGACGGAAAACUACGAGGCGCUGCUCAGUCUGGCCGAGCGCCUGGGCGAGGCCAAGCCACGCGGUCUGACCCGCAACGAGAUCGAUCAGCUGCCCAGCUACAAAUACAACCCGGAAGUGCACAAUGGCGAUCAAACUUCUUGUGUGGUCUGCAUGUGCGACUUCGAGCUGAAGCAGCUUCUGCGUGUCCUGCCCUGCUCCCACGAGUUCCAUGCCAAGUGUGUGGACAAAUGGCUAAGGUCCAAUCGCACUUGCCCCAUUUGCCGUGGCAACGCCUCGGAUUACUUUGACGGCGCUGAUCAGCAGCAGCAGCAGCAGACUCAGGCACAGACUACUGCCAGUGGAGGAUCGUCGAUGGGCAGCACUGCUGCUACCAGCAAUCCCGGUGCGGCAGCAGCCACCACAGCCAAUCCUCAGCAGAGCCAAGCAGCUUAGGGCUUCGUCCAUGGUGUUCCAAUGUCAAUACCAAUACCCAUACGCAUACGCAUGCCCAUCCCCUUAAUCGUAUUCCAAAUGCAAAUGGGGCCAUCAGCCCCAGCUGCGACUCCUACUCCGGAUUCGGCUUCGGCUCUCCAGCGCAGCGAGGAAUGGACGAGGAGGAGUGGGAGUAGGAGUAGGAGUAGGUGGAGGAGCCACACACCCGCCUUUAAUUGAUGUAACGCGCAACGAAACCAACUGCCAAACCAACUGUCGCUUCCCCCAGCUCUGUCAGUCUCCUGAUCUAUGCCUCGCCCUCGCGCCACUUCUUUAAUAGCUUCUCGUAGACGUUAGUUUGUAUGUGAGUAAUGGUAAACCCAAUUAUGAAUAAAACCCAUAUGCAUACCACCAA